Molecule: messenger RNA, 544 nt
Organism: Pelecanus crispus (Dalmatian pelican)
Lineage: Eukaryota; Metazoa; Chordata; Aves; Pelecaniformes; Pelecanidae
Source: RefSeq, a predicted model, not a curated record
GUGCUUCGCCAGUUUGUAAGACAUGAGUCUGAUACAGUUGGCUCAUUGGUACUCGAAAGAUCCAUGAAUCGUGUUCAGUUACUUGGUCGGGUUGGACAGGACCCUAUCAUGAGGCAAGUGGAAGGAAAGAAUCCCGUUACCAUAUUUUCUCUUGCAACCAACGAGAUGUGGCGAACAGGGGAAAGUGAGGUAACCCAGGGAGGUGAUAUCAGUCAGAAGACGACAUGGCACAGGAUCUCUGUCUUCAGACCAGGCCUCAGGGAUGUUACAUAUCAGUAUGUGAAGAAGGGCUCUCGACUCUAUGUUGAAGGGAAGAUAGACUAUGGUGAAUACACAGAUAAAAACAAUGUGAGGCGGCAGGCCACAACAAUUAUAGCAGAUAAUGUAAUUUUUCUGAGUGAUGGUGGUAUGAAAGACAAGGUGUGAGGUCAUUAGUGCUUGGACCCAGGCCAUUUCAUUCCUUUUGUUUUACAAUGCUUCAUAAUUCUGUAAUCAUGUAUGUUGCUGUAGUUUCUUUAAAAAAUAAAUAAAGUGUUUGAUAUCU